Messenger RNA from Aspergillus costaricaensis CBS 115574, 1624 nucleotides. RefSeq names its product DUF1996 domain-containing protein. NCBI's taxonomy places the organism in Eukaryota, Fungi, Ascomycota, Eurotiomycetes, Eurotiales, Aspergillaceae. The record is from RefSeq and is a predicted model, not a curated record. The transcript has 4 exons. The coding region runs from base 86 to 1624 and encodes 512 amino acids.
GAUAAAUUCGCUCAUUAAACCGUACGCUCGCUACCGCGCGUUUAUUCGUCUCUCUCUCGCUCAUUUGAAAUACCUACUAUCAACCAUGCGACAAAACGUCGCCCUUGUGGCCUGUUUGGUCGCACUUUCUAGCGUUGCUGAUGCCUUUUGGCGUCUCCCUUGUCGUGGACGAAGUGGUGUGGCUCGAAUGGACCCCAUAAUGGCCCCGGGGAAACCAUCAGACCACGUCCAUGUGGUUCACGGAUCAGGAGGUUUCUCUAUGUCAUCGGGCGAGACAGACCUAAAAAAUGCGGAUUGUACCUCAUGCGGGGUGAAGCAGGACAAGUCGGCUUACUGGGCCCCCGCGCUAUACUUUAUGCAUGAGAAUGGCGAUGCUGAGCUUGUCAACGAAGUCGGCGGGAUGCUUGCUUACUACUUCCUCAACGGACAGAAUGUGACGGCAUUCCCUGAGAACUUUCGUAUGAUUGCCGGCGAUCCGUUUCUGCGUAACUUCCCUUGGCCAGUCCCCGAUCCUCCCAAGUCCGAGUGGUCUGGCAAUCAAUCCUCACAGGAUGCACUUCGCCAGAAAGCCCUGGGUUUCAACUGCUUGAACUAUAACAAAUCUCCCGAGCCGUCGCUGGGCCGCCACUUCCUGCCCAAUAAGACCUUCAUGGAUGAGCACUGUACUGAUGGUGUCCGAUUUGAAUUGAUGUUUCCGUCAUGCUGGAAUGGCAAGGAUGUUGACUCCAAGGAUCACAGGUCGCACAUGGCCUACCCAUCCCUGGUCAUGGACGGGGAUUGUCCGGAUGGCUUCGAGACCCGCCUUGUGUCGCUCUUCUAUGAGACUAUCUGGGACACAUAUGCGUUUAAAGACAAGCAGGGCACUUUUGUUCUUGCAAACGGCGACCCAACUGGAUACGGCUAUCAUGGAGACUUUAUCUACGGCUGGGACGAUGGGGUUCUUCAACAGGCAGUGAAUAAUUGCACCAACCUGUCUGGUCGGGUGGAAGACUGCGACUUAUUCCAUCUUCAGACAGAUGCCGAGCAGGCGCAGUGCAACUUCACCAUGCCAGAAGAGCUGAAAAGCGAGAACGUGUACCUUCACAAGGGUGGCUUGCCGAAUAACAUUGCCAUCCAGUAUGGGCCUGCGUAUGCAAGCCCAGUCCGGUAUACCAACACUGGCCAUCAUACUUCGGCAAUAUUGCCCGAGCCAAGCAUUGCUAUUGGUGCUUCUCUCGAUGGUGCUACUGUUGAUCUUGGAAAUAUCCACAUUGGCUCUUCGACCUCGACCACUUCAGCAGCUUCAGCGGCUUCAGCCUACUUUCUCCAAACAACCACUUCAACUACACCAACCACCACCUGGACACCUACUCCUACCACCGCAUAUGUCGAAGGCGUUGUCACUCAGAAGAUCGUGUACGUUGAGCAGGAUAUCCUCAUCCUCACAGAUGAAACGGGAGCACCUGUCACAACAGAGACGGGUGGAUUGGAGACAGUCUCCACUUCUACAUCCACGGUGAACAAGGUUGUAUCAACAGUUGUGACUACGCCCACCGAGCCUCCUGCCAAACGUGAUGACCAUAGCCAUAGCCAUUCCCGACAUGUCUAUCGGCGUCAUCGUCACGGACAUGCCCAUCGAAGAUGA